AUGGAUCCCACCACCACUCUCUUUACAUUCAUGCUACGAACAUCCCCGUCUGUCAAAUCUGUCCAGCUCAUCGGGUCUUGGGACAGCUUUACCCGGCCUUACACCAUGGAGCGGGAUAGCCGACGGGAUCGCGGCCAAUGGAAGGGCUGCUACACCUUCAAGGACAUUACCUGCGAAGGCGACGCCGGGAGUGUGCCCAAGAGGGACGGCGGUCUCAGAAUGGGCCACACAUACUACUACUACUAUGAGGUCGACGGCGCUUCCGAGACGCACGAUCCUUCCCAGCCCUCCACCACCACCUGCCCAUAUCUUCCGGGCCAAACCGUCAACACCCUCUUCAUCCCCGUCGAGCAGUCCCUCCGCAAACGCAGCGCGUCCCUGACUUCCCUGCGCGACACCGACUUCAAGACCAUGGACCCCGCAAGCAAGUUCAUCUCGCCGCGGCCGGCACCCGCACCGCCAGCCGAGGCCUCCUCAUCCACCGCCCGCCGGCUCGGGACCGCCCCUUUCCGCCUCCAAAACCCCCAUCAACAACAGCAAAUGCGGCCCUCUCGAUCUCCCUCUCCCAGCUCCCGCUGGCACUUCUCCGCGCGGAAGCUCUUCAGCCGCAAGUCCAGCUCCUCCUCCCUGCGGGAGAUGCAAACCCCCCCACAGCAAUCUGCCGAAGACGCUCGCAGCCUGCGCUCAGAAGGCAGCCGGUCGAGAGACAUCUCACCAGAGUCCCUCCGUCGGUUCCUCGUCGACGAGACCCCGCUGCCGUCACGCCCCGACACCGCUCCUACUCAACUCGACGCCGCUGCCCCGUCUGUCACCAUCGAUAUCCCGGAUGACAUCGCCGAGGAGCUCGAAGACGACGACGACGAUGACGAUAAUUUCGCUACGUCGGCCGUGUCGGAGACUAUGCACUUCACCGGUCUCUCUCCACCUCCUACUCGCUCUCUCUCCCCCGCGCGGACCGUGGUCUCAGUCAAUUCCGACACCGAAGAGAACCAGACCCUCUCCUUCAACACCUACCCAGCCGCACCAACCCGCCCAGCUCCCCUCCGCCCAGUAGCCGUGCCGACCAACCGCGCCGCAUUCCCCCUCUCCGCCUUCAACCCCUACCCCCCCGAACCGGAGUCCCCAGCCGACGACGAAACCAACUCCCCACCGGGGUUUGACCUCUCCGACGCUGAUGUCGAUGACGAUCUGGAUGACGACGACGUCGAUAUCGACACCGUCGACGCCUUUGAACAGCAGCAGCAGCAGCAGCGGACCCAAAAAAGGCCUGCCGGGCUAGUCCGUCACAUCUCCGCGUCAUUAUCUACUUACUCCCUCCCGCGCACCGCGGCGGGUGGAACGGAGGCGGACGCUAACAAACUGCGCGCUGCGGAGGGGAAGGAGACGACCGCAACCACCCGUCAGGAACGGUCUGCGGUACCUGGGCCGUUGAUGUUGACGAGUCCGAUUCCGGAUGCGGGGCUAGGGGAGUUGGUCAGUGAAUUGGGGUGGGUUGUUGGGCAGGGGGUGAGGUUUUGA
This is a messenger RNA of Dichotomopilus funicola, 1518 nucleotides long. RefSeq lists its product as uncharacterized. The transcript is spliced from 3 exons. NCBI's taxonomy places the organism in Eukaryota, Fungi, Ascomycota, Sordariomycetes, Sordariales, Chaetomiaceae. The record is from RefSeq and is a predicted model, not a curated record. Bases 1 to 1518 code for a protein of 505 amino acids.